AUGCCAGAAAUUAUUGGAUCUUCAACUGCGUCCAAGCAAUCUCUUGGUUUCAACGUUUCGUUAUUAAAAGGAGGUACUAUUAGUCAAACAAUCAUUGGUGCUAUCAUCUCUGGUUUGGUUAUUGCUUCCACAGUAGCCACCAUCUUGAUGGUGUCCUUGAUUUCCUAUCAAAGACCAGUUGCUGUCAAUGAUUUAGCUUCCACCUACAAGAAUAUUCCAUUGACCAUCAAUGUUCUUUCCAAUGAUUAUGAUCCUAAAGGAGCAAACAUUUCAUUGGUUCAAUUUGUUGUCUAUCCAAAUCAUGGUUCAGCCUCAAUUCAGUCCAAUAGUCAAGUUCUCUACAAGUCAAAUGGUACUUUUGCUGGAAAUGACACUUUCAGUUAUCAAAUUACUAAUGGUUACAAGACAGCAAAUGCAUCUGUUACUAUUCAAGUUUUGAAUCGUCCACCAGAAGCCGUUCCUAUUCGUGUAACUGUCAGUAAGAAUGCCAAGAAUUCAGUAAUCAACAUUUUUGAUUAUGUUGGUGAUAAUGAUGAGAAGAUUAAUGAUCCAGAUAAUGGUGAUUUAAUUCAAGCAGUUUCUUUCACUAAUCAAACUAUUGUUAGUGGAAAUAGUGCUGAAACUGGUUCAAUUUCUGUUGAUCCAGCUAAUGGUUUCUAUUAUACUCCUGCAUAUGGUUUCAAUGGUGUUGAACAAUUUGCCUAUUCCAUUUCUGAUGGCUAUGACACUUCGAGCUCUAUAAUUACUGUCACUGUCUCCAACGAUCCUCCAAUUGCUGUUGAUGAUACUUACAGAAUUCCUAAAUUCCGUUCAUUGGUUUUGGAUGUUUUGGCUAAUGACUAUGAUAUCAAUGGUGAUGAUUUCAAUAUUACAAGUGCUUUGGGUACUGGUUAUGGUGCUAUCAAUGUUGGUGAAAAGAAGAUUACUUACAUUACAAGUGGUAGUGUCAAUACCAAAUAUUCUGAUUCGUUUGAAUAUACCAUUUCAGAUGGUGUUGCUACUUCAUCUGGUAUUGUUGUAAUCUCAGUUUACAAUCAAAAUCCAGUUGUCUAUUCUAAAACUGUCACUGUUGCCAAGUCAUCCACUAAUAAUUCAAUUACUAUUGAUUAUUAUGAUGCAGAUGGAAAGGAUUUGAUCGUUCCAAGUACAAUCACUCCUUCUCUUGCAUCUGUUUCUUCUUCUUUACAAAAGACUACUAAUUAUGUCAAUAUUUUCUUUGAUUGUUGUGAUUGGCUUAGUGUUGAAACAAACAAUUACACUAUCCUUUUCACACCAGUUUCCAAUCAAGUUUACACUCAAACUUUCACUGUUGUCAUGUCAGAUGGUGAAGGUACAGGAAGUGGUAUAAUCACCAUCAACGUUGUCAAUACUCCACCUGUUGCAGUUGAUGACCUUGCCGAAUGUAAUAAGAAUCUUCAAGUUUAUGUCAAUCUCGUUGCCAAUGAUUAUGAUAUCAACAGUGGUGACACUGCAAAGAUCGUCUUGUCAAGUGUUGGUUGGAAUUCCACAACAUUGAAUGGAGGAAGUUUGACCCUCUUCAAUGAAACACAUGCUCUCUACUCAGCUCCAAAUGGUUUCUUGGGAACUGACGUUGCUCAAUAUGUAAUUUCUGAUCAAAGUCUUGAUGCUAAUGGUAAUGCUGAUCCAACAAGUUUCUCAAAGGGAAAGCUCACUGUUACUGUUAUCAAUAAUCCACCAACUCCUGCCGAUGAUACAUUCGAGAUUUCAAAGGGUGUUACUUCCAUUUUGAAUGUUUUGGAUAAUGAUUCUGAUCCAAACGAUGGUCUUGGUUCAGUAUUUAUUGUAAACUUUGUUUCUGCUUCUACAAUUAAGAAUAUUCAAGCUACUAUUGUACCUGGCACUAAGAAUACUUUGUCAUAUGCUGCUUCUAAUGCUGAAUAUACUGAUUAUUUGACCUAUGAUGUCACCCAUCAAGAUGGUUUGACUUCAACUUAUAGAGCUACAGUUACUUUACAAGUUGUUAACGAUGCUCCUGUUGCUGUUGAUGAUUCCUACUCCACAUUGUGGAAUAGAUCAGUUGAUUGCUCUGUAAAGGAUAACGAUUCUGAUAAGAAUGGUGAUUUGACCACAUCCACUGUUCACAUUACCACAAAUCCAACUCAUGGUUCUGUUGUUGUAUUGGGAAGUGUUGUCAGAUACACACCAACUGAUGGUUUUGUUGGAACUGAUUCUUUCACUUACAAGUUAAAUGAUGGAACUGACUCCUCUGUUGGAACUGUCACCUUGUCAGAUUCCAAGACUAUCAAAUUUAUUCCAAACACUGUCUCUGCCACUGUUGGUUCAAAGUCAUUCACUUACUAUGCUUAUGAUUACAAUAAGAAAACUCAAGGAACUGUCAACGUUCAAGUGACCAAUACUAAACCAGUUGGUACAGGUGAAUCAUACACUCUCCAUUGGGCUGCUCCUGCAACCUUGUUCUCAGUUUUGGACAAUGACAUGGAUCCAAAUGGAGAUCCAAUCUCACUCUACUCUGUUAGUGGAAGUACUGCUGCUUCUGUUAGUGGAUCUUCUGUUAAAUAUACUGCCAAGAAGAAUGGAUUGGCUGAUACUUUCCAAUAUGUUAUUACUGACACUGUUUCACAAUCUGAUACAAUUACUGUUAACGUUGGUUUUACUAAUAAUGAUGUACCAAGUGCUUCAAAUGUUGCUACUUCUGUUCAUUGGAGAACUUUGUUGUCUCAAUCUCUUAAUCAAGAUUUCACUACAGCAACUACCAAAUGGAAAUCAUCUGUUUCUGUGGAUUUAUCAUCAGGUGCUUGUACUGAUUCUGAUUCAUUGGAUACUGCCUACUUCAAUGGAGCUACUUCAAGUGUUGUUGGUGGAAGUGUUUCAGUUUCGAAUAAGAUUGUUAGUUAUACUCCUUCUGCAACUUCUUUAACCUUUACUGGUUCUAAUGGUGCUUACUCUGCUACAGGUUCUUUCAAAUUCCAAUGUACUGAUGGUAUGUUAACUGCCAAUAAUCCAGGAACUGUCACUGUAACUGUCACUAACAAUGCUCCAACAGGUACUGGAAAAUCCACAUCAAUUGACAGAGAUUACACAACCUCUACUUAUGAUUUCACUUGGGCUCAAAUUGCCACAGUUUCAGAUGCUGAUGGAGAUUCCAUUUCUUAUACCAAUUUCGUUUCUUCUGAUUCAAGUAUUACAGUUUCUAAUAUUGGAACUGGUAUCAGAUUGACCACCAGUAACAAACUCAUCCUUGGUCUCAAGACAAUUCAAUUCAGAUUAUUCGAUGGUCUUCAUUACAGUACAUCAAAUCUCACAUUCAGUGUCACUUUCCUCAAUUCUGCUCCAAUCUGUUCUUCAAGCUCAAUUGACUUGUUAAAGAAAGGUUCAAUUGACUUGGCCACCUUAUUCAGCGCCACCGAUUCCAACAAUGAUCCAAUCACCAACACCAUUACCAAUUCCAUCUCUUCAACAUUUGGCACCUUGACAGGAACUGUUUUCAAAGCUUCAUCCACUAACAGUGGAACUUUCCAAGUCACUUACACUAGCACCGAUUCUCAAGCUACGAGUAGCAGUGCCUGUUCAGUGACUGUUAAUAUUUAUAAUCAAAUUCCGGUUGCAAAUGAUGUGACUUUUACGGUGGUUCCACUUGCUACGAGCAAUGUCCAUACUUUUGGUUAUACGGCCACAGAUGCUGAUGGUUCUGAUGUGUUGACUUUCAGUCAAACUGGUCAUAGUUGUGGCUCAAUUGUGUCAAGUUUGACUAUUUCUACUUCUGGAGUUGUCACUUUUACAAGAUUGCCAACUGUCAUUACUGGAACUUGUACAAUGAAUGUUAAGGUUUCGGAUAACAAUUUACCAACUAAUGGAGUUGAUACUGCUGUCAUUACAUUUGUCUUGUCACCAUCAACACCAACUGCCAAUGAUGACAGAUUUGAAAUUAAUCAAGGACAAACUAUUAGAAUCUACGUCUGGCAAAUUCUCCAAAAUGAUAUUGAUGAAUUUGGUUCAAAUACUACCUUGAAAUUAACCUCAAUUUCUUGUCCAAAUUCCAAUUACUGUCACAAGACUCCAAGAUUAGUGACAGUUAAUGGAGUUGCUGCUAUCGAAGUUGAUUCUGACACCACAACCUGUCAAGCAGAUAAAUUCCAAUACACAAUGAUCACUUCAUUCAACGUCUCUAGAAACGCAACUGUCUACAUUGAAUUCAAGAAUUGUUACUGCACUGCCAAGAUUGACUUUGUCUUUUUACUUGAUGCUUCUGGGUCAAUUGGUACAACCAAUUAUAAUUCAAUGAGAACUUUGUGUAAACAAAUUACAGGAAGAAUGUCCAUCUCAUCAGAUUCCAUAUUGGUUUCCAUUGUAAGAUUCCACUCGAAUGCAACACUUGCUUUGAAACUUUCGAAUGACGGAACAACAAUUAAUAAUACCUUAACUAAUAUGGCUUAUGAAGCCUCUUCAACUGGAACUAUUCCUGGAUUGAGAGUUGCUGUAGAUGCUUUGAGACCUGCCAAUGGAGGUAGAGAUGAUGCUGAUAAGGUUAUUUUCAUUUUGACUGAUGGUGUUGCCAACGUUCCAUGUUCAUGUGGUGAUUGUAGAAAUGAAUACCAAGCAAGACCAAGUCUCUUCUCCAACUCUAUCCAAACCAAUAUCUUGAACAAGUACACUGGUUCUGCUUUGAACACUCAAUUGAAUGAUAUUUGUGCCUACAAGUAUAAUGAUACAUCAGUUCUCAAUGGAACUCAAUGUGAUUAUUGUAGUACUUCCAAAUCUGCUUAUUGUUUGCCAUGUGCUGAUGCUCUUCCUGCAGCUCAAAAGAUUAAUAGUUGGAAACGUAAUGCUAGUGGAGUUGUUCCAUAUGAUUUGGAUAAUCCUUACAAUGGAAAUAAUAAGGUCCAAUGGAAAAUUGUGGCUAUGGCCGUUGGUUCUGCCAUGUCCAACACUUGGGGUGCUAGACAAAUUAGAGGAAUGAAUUAUGAUCCAGCGAGAGCCAUGACAGUUUCCUGGACUGAUUUAUCAUCAACCAUGAAUGAAAUUGUCGAUCAAUCUUGUAACCAAGUUUCAACCGUUGUGGAUGCUUAA
Naegleria gruberi is the source of this 5049-nucleotide messenger RNA. RefSeq lists its product as uncharacterized. Lineage: Eukaryota; Heterolobosea; Eutetramitea; Acrasida; Naegleriidae. The transcript is spliced from 7 exons. The record is from RefSeq and is a predicted model, not a curated record. The coding region runs from base 1 to 5049 and encodes 1682 amino acids.